[Torrubiella] hemipterigena is the source of this 1105-nucleotide messenger RNA. NCBI's taxonomy places the organism in Eukaryota, Fungi, Ascomycota, Sordariomycetes, Hypocreales, Clavicipitaceae. The record is from the annotation of a GenBank genome assembly.
GCCGCAGCAUCCACAGUCGCAACGACACCUAUCCUGUAAAGAACGCCACUCCAGUUGCUUUGCAUUUUUAUGAUGAAUUUGUUACUUAAAUCAUAUUAACCACAGAAAAGGACACUUACAUUCAACCUUGUAUUCCAAGACAUCCCUCUUCUAGCGACACUUGUACUCUACGAACCCCGAUCUACAAUCCCAACUCCUUAGUCACAGACCAUGGCUGACGAUCAAGUGCCGGUCACAUACUUUUUGGCCAUCAUCGUGUUGGCGAUAUUCGCAUUCCGAUACUUCCUCUCUUCUCCCGCCGCUACGACCGAACAGCAGAUUGCCGCAGCUCGGCGUGGGCAGGCCGCCAAUACUCGUGCGCGCGAGCUGGCGGCCCUGCAAAUCCAACAGAUGCUCCCACAGGCCGACACGCGCACAAUAAUGUGGAAUCUUCAGCGUCAAGGAGGAGAUUCAACCCGCGUUAUUGACUUAAUUCUUGCCGGGAGACUCGAAGCACCACCAAUUACCUUUCAGCCUGUUCUACAAUCGACGCAACAAAGCACACCAGCGGCUUCGCGACAGCCAGGCAAGCCAUCCCAACCUGAUCUUAUUACGCGAUACAACUUGAAGGAUAAGCUUGAGUCGGAGACAGAUGCAGCAGCGCCGAAAGGCAAGGCCUGGAGCUCAAGUCGCGAAGAAAGAGAGGCAUCCCUACAGCGCCGGCGGGAUGAGAUGGUUCUGGCUGCGAGAAAAAAGAUGGAGGCAAAGUUAGCAGCACAAAAGGCUGCCAAGCAAGCAUAGACUAGAUACCCCCUUUCACCAAUGUACAUAACUUUAGCCGAGCUGUGAUAUUUUGAGAGCGCUUGAUAUCCAUGUACAAUUUCGCCAAAUGAAUGGGUUAUCUCUCAAGGGCAAGAUGACCAGCAUUAGUAUGACAAGGAUUUAUACCUCUAUGUACAUUCUGAUAUUGACAGAGUUAGGAACAAUAGUAAGACAAGUACAUCUCCCUUUUUGAAGAGGGGACUGAUGCUAGAACUCUAACAAGUAUUGGGCCCGCGGUGCAAGUAAUAAGAUAAACACCUCGGCAAAUUUUGGAUGUCUUAAAUUAAUUAAGAAGAUUUUUUCC